Messenger RNA from Columba livia (rock pigeon), 5567 nucleotides. RefSeq names its product FKBP prolyl isomerase family member 15 (gene FKBP15). Gene Ontology annotation, molecular function: peptidyl-prolyl cis-trans isomerase activity. The record is from RefSeq and is a predicted model, not a curated record. The transcript is spliced from 29 exons. The coding region runs from base 132 to 3866 and encodes 1244 amino acids. Gene Ontology annotation, cellular component: growth cone. NCBI's taxonomy places the organism in Eukaryota, Metazoa, Chordata, Aves, Columbiformes, Columbidae.
CCGCGCGGCUCCCCUUCCGCUUUCCGAGUCCCUCCCUGUGCCGGUCCCGUCCCGUCCCGCCGCGGCCGGAAAGCGCUGCGCUGCCGGGCGGCGCGUUUACGACAGCGCGGGGCGGCGGGGGCUCCGCGACCAUGUUCGGGGCGGCAGCGGAGGAGGACGACGCGGACUUUCUGUCCCCCGCCAGCGGCGCUAGGCUGGCCUCUCUCUUUGGUCUGGAUCAAACAGUCUCAAGCCACGGCAAUGAAUUCUUCCAGUACACGGCACCGAAGCAGCCUAAGAAGGGUCAGACAGCAGCUGCAGGUCCUGCAGCCCCGAAGGCCCCUGUGGCCCCGGCAGCUUCGGGAGCACCCUCGGUGUUUGUGGCCACUGCGGUUCAUGCGUAUCGAUAUACCAACGGGCAGUACGUGAAGCAAGGCAAGUAUGGAGCUGCUGUCGUGGGGAACCACACUACUAAAGAGUACAGGAUCAUCCUCUACAUCAGUCAGCAGCAGCAGAUCGCGACUGCAAGGAUCCAUCCGGGCUUCGUACUCACGGUUCAACCCAACAAUUACAGUACGUUCUAUGAUGAUCAGAGGCAAAACUGGUCCAUCAUGUUUGAGUCAGAAAAGGCAGCAAUGGAUUUCAGUAAACAGGUGUGCAUCGCCAAAUGGAACAGCUCCCCUCUGCUCGAUUCUGUGCUCUGCCAGGAUCUGCUGCUCGGGGAAGGGCAGGGAGCAGAAGGAGGAGACUCCCUGGAGGUCGCCUACACGGGUUGGCUGUUCCAGAACAACGGGCUUGGACAGGUGUUUGACUCAAAUGUUAACAAAGACAAGCUGUUGCGCCUAAAGCUGGGAUCCGGAAAGGUCAUCAAGGGCUGGGAAGAAGGAAUGAUGGGGAUGAAGAAAGGAGGCCGAAGAUAUCUCAUCAUUCCUCCGGCAUGGGCCUAUGGGGCUCAGGGCGUGGCUGCUCGUGUCCCUCCGGACUCUACUUUAGUGUUUGAGGUGGAAGUUCGGCGGGUGAAGCUGGUAAAGGAAAGCUCUGGUUCGGAUGGACAGAGCGUCAGUUCAAGGGAUUCUCCUGCACCUUCUCCGGUACCCAGUUCCGAUGGCUUCUCCACAGACACUGGUUUAUUGCCCCCAUCUACGAUACCUCCGAAGCCUGGGGAACCAGCUGUUCGGGCCAAGUCAAACUCCAUCAGUGAACAGCUUGCAAAUCCAGAUGUAGCAAAGGCAAAGCUCAUUUCUCGGAUGGCCAAGAUGGGGCAGCCCAUGCUGCCCUUCCUCGCUGGGACAGCCGGCAGCCAACUCGACUCCAGCGACUCGGAAAUAGAGGAUCCAAAUACGCUGAGAGGGACGGCGCAACCAGUGCCUUCAUCUUCAGGAAGACCGUCGCAGCCAGCUCACGCAGUACUGCCCACAGUGUCUACACAAGUACCUCAAGCAUCUGGUUCUACACCCUCCGUAUCUUCUGCUGCUUUAAUACCUGCAACGAUCCAGCCCCACUCAGCUCUGCCUGGAGGAGCACAGGGCUUUCAGGCGUACCCAGGUGUGGCAUUUGCUUAUCCCCAAACUGCUGCGUCUGCUUCUCAGCUCCAGCCUGUAGGACAGAUGUAUCCUGCUCCUUACCAAGCACCCGGGGAUGUUACUUCCUUCUUGAUGACAGAAGCUCGGCAGCAUAACACUGAGAUCCGAAUGGCCGUUAGCAAAGUAGUAGAUAAAAUGGAUCAUCUGGCUGCCAAGGUGGAGGAGUUGAAGAAACAGAACGCUGGCAACAGCUCCCUGCUGCCUGGUAUCUCCUCUGUCACUAUGGAAGCCUCCAUGAUCAUGAGCAACAUCCAGCGCAUAAUCCAGGAGAACGAGAGACUGAAGCAAGAGAUAUUUGAGAAGAGCAGUCGGAUUGAGGAGCAGAAUGAGAAGAUCAGCGAGCUGAUUGAGCGGAACCAGAGAUACGUCGAACAAAGUAACUUGCUGAUGGAGCAGAGGAACCACUCACUGCAAACAACGAACGAGAACACGCAGGCAAGAGUGUUGCAUGCAGAGCAGGAGAAGGCCAAGGUGACGGAGGAGCUGGCAGCCGCCACGGCGCAGGUGUCGCAGCUGCAGCUGGAGCUGACUGCCCAGCAGAAGAAGGAGAUGGACCUGCGGAAACAGCUCGCUGCUGCCGCGCAGGAUGCAGAGCGACACGAGGCACAAGUCAGCAAACUGCAGGCACAGUUGGCAGAGCUCCAAGAAGCCUCUGAGGACACUCAGACCAGAUUCAAAGCUGAGAAGCAGAGCCGCAAACAGCUGGACAUGAAGAUCACAGCGUUGGAAGAGGAGCUGACGGACCUAAGAGUGGAGAAGGAGACUCUGGAAAGGAAUCUUGCAGAGAGGAAGAAGAAAUCCCUCUCGGAGAGAGCUCAGGCAGAGGAAGAGAUGGAAGAAAUACGCAGGUCGUAUCAGCAGGAGCUGGACAAGCUUCGACAGUUGCUGAAAAAGGCCCGGACUUCAACGGACCAGGUGGCAGCAGAGCAGCUGUCACUCAUCCAGGCAGAGCUGGAAUCGCAGUGGGAAGCCAAAUGUGACCGUGCGCUGGCCUCGGCCAAGGAGCAGCACGUCAGGCAGUACCAGGAGGUGUGUGAGCAGAGAGAUUCCCUGCAGCAGCAGGUGUCCCAGCUGGAAGAGAAGCUCGCGGCUGCAAAACACUCGAAAAAAGCAGAGGAGCAAAAGUCGUCUGAGUUUCAGCAACGUUUGGAGCAACUAGAGCCUAUCAAAGAUAAGUAUUCAGCCCUGCAGUCUGAUGUCGGGGCGCUGAGGGCUCGCUAUGAAGAACGCAUCCGAGAACUGCAGAGGGAUCAGGACAGACCUUCACCUGCAGACUUCACGGAAGAAGUAAAGAAGAUAAUGAAUGGUGUAUUUCAAUCUCUUCGGGGUGAAUUUGAGCUGGAAGAGACCUACAGUGGCAGGACAGUGCUGGGUGUUGUCAUGAACACUAUUAAGACAGUGACGCUGCAGCUGCUCAGCAAGCAGCAGGAGGGAGCAGAUCGUGACAGUCACAAGGAGGAAGCUGGAGCAGCGAGGCAGGAGGGAUCGCGUGGAGCGCAGGAAAACCACGCUGGGCCGGUGCAGCACAGCCCAGCGCAGGGCGCUGCGUUCCCAGCGGGGCCGGGGGAAGUGACCGCAGGCUCCUCGGUGUCUGAGCGGGAAGCUGAGUCUGCUCCUGUGCCUGCCGAGCCCAGAGCUCCCGGGGACGAGCAGGUGACACACAGGAACGUGGUGUCGGAAGAUGAGAAGGUCCAGGAGGAGCAUUUCUCUCCUGAAUCCUGCCCGGGUCCUGCGCGCGCAGGAGAGCCUGUUCCUGCGGUGGACAAGGACCUUGUCCCAGCUGAGCCGAGGCAGGAGAGCAGUCACACCAGGAAAGCUGAGACUGAGCGCAGUCCCUCCAGAAUAUCUUUGCAGACAGAAGCUGCAGAACCUUCUGUUGAAGAAGCCAAACCAGCAGCGGAUGUGGCAGAGCUUCCAGAAGAGCCAGCCGAGGAGCAAAAGGCAGCAGAGGCUGUCAAAGGUUUAGAGCCCCCUUCCCUGAAUGGUGAGGGGGGGAACUGCGCUGACCCCCCAGAUGGAAGUAGCUGUGAGAAGGAACCUGUGCCGAUACCCAGCACAGCGGAGCAGAGCUCAGCUGUCACCAGAGCAUCCCCAGGACGACAGGACGGGAGCUCCAGCCCCAAGAGAAAAGAUUCCAGCCUCUUUGAGGAUGACAACUUCUUUGAAACAGCAUCUCGUAAACCACUGAAGCCACAGGUUCCCUCUGAAGAGGAGGAUGAGGAGGAAGUGAGCAUGAAGGGGCGUCCCCCUCCCGCUCCGCUCUUCGGUGAUGAUGACGAUGAUGAUCUGGACUGGCUGGGAUGAAGAGCUGGCGGGUGAGCCUGUUCCUCUGGGCACAGCCUCUUCCUGUGCACUUGGCACUUAACGAGCUGCAUACGUGGGACAGUUGGGGACAACCAGGGACUUCCCAGGCUCUUGUGCUGCAGAUUGAUGGGGCCUGAGAGCACGAGGCUCUUGUUGCGCUCUUGGGUGCUCAGACCUGUCGCUCUGACCUGACAAACUUGCACAGACGUUGGGGAUGAGCUGAAGGAACCGACCGGUCUUACUGCACGUUUGUAUCGCUGUCCUUCUGUGAACUGUCGAUUCGUUAAUCUGAACCUUUAUGCAAAUAUGAACUUCCUCAAGUGCUUCAGAAGAACAAGUCUGGCAGGACCCUGCAGCAGGUGACUACUUUUUAAAAUAACAGACUACAAUCUCUCCUCCUUCCCCAGUGGAGAUCUCCUUGGGCGUUUCCUGUUAGUUCUUGGGGCCUCUAUGCUGGUUUAUCACCAGGUAUUAGCAGCAUGCGGUGUGAGAUUCGGCCGCGAGACCCCCAGAUGGUGCUUCCUGUGACCCGGGUGGCGUGGGGAGCCGGUUCAGCUCGGCACGGUUGUACGUUCAGAGCUGCAGCACGGGCGGUGCUCGCUCACCCGCAGAGCAGGGGCACCUGUCCGCAGUACUGAGGCUCAGGGCUCUGUCACACCAGCGCUCCCAGCACAGACACCCAACGAUCGCUGGUGUUUUAUGGAGGCCCCGAGGCUCGCAGAGGCCCCAUGCGAAUGAUGUGGGGUGCAGGCAGCUCCCCUCCUCUCUGCUCCUGUGCAGAACUGAGAGGUUUUUGUGCAGGGUUGUGUUUCGCCGGCACUGGCAGCAGUGGUACGGAUGUGUGAUGUGCUGCUUGGCCAGAGAGCGCGUCGCUGCAGCAGCCGAGCCCCACUCCUGUGCCUUUUCCUCUGCUGCUCUUUAAAGUGUGAUGAUCAUGGCACAAGUGAAAACUUGGCGAUGGUCGGACAGAAGCUGUAACCCAACCUCACCAGGAUCUGCCGAGGGUGGCACAGUGGAAGUUUUCAGUCUCAGAGGAGCAAGAGGGGAAGGAGGUGAGGAUGGAGAGCUGGGCAAACAGGUGGAUUUCUCAUGGCACUUUUGCUUCUACACCCACCGGCACUAACACAACUUAAAAGUAGGAGCAGGUCUUAGUAUCUUCAAAACCAAUAAACCCCCCCUUAACUUAAUAAAAUGGAAGCACUUAAAUAAUUCCACCCUAGCUUAGUUUCUACAACUGACUCGUACCAUCUCUGAACACUUUUAUCUGUGUCCUGCUCACUGCAGUUUCUUGGUGCGGGAGAGCGGUGAAUGCUGCGGGGCUGCAGGGGCUCCCUGCGCUGUGUCCUCAGUGCAGUAAAUUGCCAAAUGGUGGGAGAAACUAACCCCUGUGCAGCAGCUGCGCCGGGGCCGGGCAGGCGCUGCCUCGCAGCGGGAGCUCAGCCGGGCUUUCCUGGGGAAGCUCCAGAGCUCAAAGCCCCGGAUAGUUACUCAGUGCUGGCUGUGAUGUGGGUGAAACUCGGGUUUUCCGGGGCUGCUCAGAGCGCGGGCGCCCUGGCCUGGCCGUGGGACCCCGGCUCUGCCUGUGUCCCAUGGGGGGUCCUUGCUAAUACCAACAAAUUCUGCUUCCUGUUUCCUGCCACAGAUGGACAACUGAGGGGUUUGCAUUUCACUUUUUGAAAAAUAAAGUGCAAUUAAACCUGU